Molecule: messenger RNA, 1396 nt
Organism: Chelonoidis abingdonii (Abingdon island giant tortoise)
Lineage: Eukaryota; Metazoa; Chordata; Testudines; Testudinidae
Gene: C1D
Product: C1D nuclear receptor corepressor
Biological process (GO): maturation of 5.8S rRNA; regulation of gene expression
Cellular component (GO): exosome (RNase complex); nucleolus
Molecular function (GO): DNA binding; RNA binding
Source: RefSeq, a predicted model, not a curated record
CUUCUCGCCCAGUCACUCAGGCUGGACUCAGCCCCCGUCCCCGGAGAGAGUAUUGAGUGUCCGUAACUGUUGCGGAGUUCCGCCCGGGCCUUCGCGAGCGUCAUCCGCCUGCGCCCAUGUUCCGGCCGGACCAGGGCCCCCUUUCUGGCGCGAGCCCCACCCUAGCGCCCUCGCGGUGACCGUUUUAUUUUCCGUGCGAGCCCAGAGUAGCGACGCUUGGCGCCUUGGAAGCUCGUCAGUCAUUCCUGCGAGACACGGCUUGAUUGGCGUUUAGGACAGGACGUAAAGCUGGCAAAAUGAUCUAAGGAGUUCACAGUCUCUCCACGGAGACUUCCAAGGUGGACCUCUGGAUGGAGAUGGCAGAGGAAGAUAAUAGUGGGGAAGAAUACCCAAAUGAAAUUCAUGAUUAUCUGUCAGCAUUUGAAAAGUCUCUUAGUUCUGUAGAUGACGUGCUGAAGACAAUGAUGUCUGUUUCUAGGAGUGAGCUUCUUGAAAGGUUGGACCCUCUUGAGCAAGCAAAAUUGGAUUUGGUUUCUGCAUACACGUUAAAUUCGAUGUUUUGGGUAUACCUGGCCACUCAAGGAAUCAAUCCCAAGGACCAUCCAGUGAAACAAGAGCUGGAGAGAAUAAGAACGUACAUGAACAGAGUCAAAGAAAUAACUGACAAGAAAAUGGCGUCCAAACUGGAUAAAGGAGCUGCAGCAAGAUUUGUAAGAAACGCAUUAUGGGAACCAAAACCUGAAACUAAUCCUAAAGUGAAAGCUUCUGCUAAGGCAAAAAAGAAAAAAACAAACUAGCUUUUUAUUUUCCUUGUGGUUGUAUUUUUGUUUACCAAGUAGGGAGAUAACUAGAAAAUUAUUCUUUAAAUUGUAUUUUGUAUAUAUUUUUGCAUUACGUAAAUGAUGAAGUAAAACAACAAUUCGGUGACUAUAUCUUUAGCAAAGAUCUAAACUGUAGGGUCACGUUGCACAGCUUCUGCUGAGAUCAUACCCUUAUACACGUAUAUCUGAAAGUGAAAGUUGGUCCUUGAAGAUUAGCUUUAAAGCUUGGCUCUUUAAAUGGGAACAAACUAAUCAUUUUUGCCAACUCUUUGUAGUAAUGUGCUAUUUCAUGAUUUGCUUCUAAUUCUCUAAUUAUUUUUUGGGGUAAUUCUGGCUGGUUGGAACUGUAUUUUCUUAGUUAUUGCUAAAUUCAAUCUCUGAACAUUCGGACAGUCACAGGCGAUGGACAUCUAGUCUGUGUGAAUUGUUUACGUAGGAGCCACUGGUUUUCAAGUACAUCUGUGUAUGUAAUGCUAAAUUUGUAGAGCAUACUAUCCUUUGUAUUGCUUGUAUUAAAUAUACAUGAUGCCUCUCUUUUUUUCAGUCUCUCGACUUGAAUUAAAUACUGUUCAUGG